This is a messenger RNA of Anopheles bellator, 2922 nucleotides long. RefSeq names its product facilitated trehalose transporter Tret1-2 homolog. NCBI's taxonomy places the organism in Eukaryota, Metazoa, Arthropoda, Insecta, Diptera, Culicidae. The coding region runs from base 583 to 2265 and encodes 560 amino acids. Gene Ontology annotation, cellular component: membrane. The record is from RefSeq and is a predicted model, not a curated record. Gene Ontology annotation, biological process: transmembrane transport; carbohydrate transport. The transcript is spliced from 5 exons. Gene Ontology annotation, molecular function: sugar transmembrane transporter activity.
CGGGUUGGCUUUGUUACUUCCGCGGCGGCGGCCAGAAAGGAUCCCGGAGCGCUCUCUCCCUUGAACGGAAAGACACAUUCUAUUGUGUGCAAGUGCAUUUUAGUGGCCCGGAGUUUUCUCUGUUCACCCGGAUUCGGUUUCGCGAAUCGUCGACGGUCGGCUUAUCUGGCACUGGCUGGCACACGGUACGACGUCAGACGCAGACCGAUCAUCAUCAUCGCAGCGAUCAGCAGUGUUUCCGUUCGCGUGUGUUCCGUGUUCUCGACGGCUCGACUUCUCAGGCUCGAGGGCUUAAAAUGAGACAGCUGAUCGCAGUGGCCCGUUUGCGAUUGAGAACGAUUGGCGAGUACUUCAAGGUGAUUCCGUUCUAGCCACGAUCGCGUGUUUGUGUUUCGAGUCCCAGACUGUGAUAUGUAAAGUUUCCCGACGCACCGUUGCGUCCUAGAAGCCCCGAUCGCACACCGAUCCCCCGGAUCGAUCUUCCUGCGGUGAGUGCAGUGCUGUGAGUAGUUUGAUAAGACAGGAAAGUUUGGAUACCGGCUACUGGUGUUUGGUGAUUCCGUCUCGUUUCCCCGCUUCAGAAUGACUGGGAAAGACUCGGACGUGCUGGUGGACAAGGGCACCAUGCCAAAGAUUGUGUCCACCGUGCACGGUGUCGACGCGAAGCCGGCCUGGCCGGCAACGCUGGUGACGAUCGAGAACGGUGGGCAACCGGUGGCGACGACGGCGGCGGCCGAUAAAGCGGCCGAACGGGGCAAGGCGAUGCGCCAGGUGAUUGCCGCGUUCAUAGCGAACAUCGGCACGAUCAACACCGGACUGAUCUUUGGCUUCUCGGCGGUGGUCAUACCGCAGCUGCAGUCACCGGACUCGCUCAUCCCGGUGGACGAAAGCCAAUCGUCCUGGGUCGCGUCCCUAUCGGCGAUUGGCACACCGAUCGGCUGUCUGCUGAGCGGGUACGUGAUGGACACGUUCGGGCGCAAGAAGGCGCUGAUCGCGACCCAAAUUCCGACGAUCAUCGGCUGGAUCACGAUCGCGUGCGCCUCGCAGGUCGGCUGGAUCUACGCCGGGCGUGUGCUGACCGGAUUCGGCUCCGGCAUGGUCGGAGCCCCGGCCCGGGUUUACACGUCCGAGGUGACGCAACCGCAUCUGCGCGGCAUGCUGUGUGCGCUGGCGACGAGCGGAAUCAGCCUGGGCGUGCUGGCGCAGUACACGCUCGGUGCGGUCACCACGUGGAAGGUCCUGUCCUGGGUGUCACUGAUGGUGCCGAUGCUGGCGCUGGUGCUGAUGUCGUUCAUGCCCGAAACCCCGAACUACCUGGUGUCGAAGCAGAAGCCCGAAAAGGCACUCAAGAGUCUGGCGAAGUUGCGGGGCUCCAGCUACAACAUCGAGCGCGAGGUCGCCCAGCUGCAGGCGUUUGCGGCCAAAACGAACAACAGCAACAAGAAGAAGCUGUCGUUCAAGGAAACGGUGCAGGCGCUCGUGCACCCGUCCUGCCUGAAACCGUUCGCCAUCCUGACGAUCUACUUCAUGAUGUACCAGUUCUCGGGCGUGAACACGAUCACGUUCUACGCGGUGGAAAUCUUCCGCGAUUCCGGCACCACGAUGGACAAGUACACGUGCACCAUUCUGCUGGGCGUGGUGCGGCUGGCCUUCUCAAUCCUGGGCGCGAUCCUGCUGCGCCGCUGCGGCCGCCGGCCACUCACCUUCAUCUCGGGCAUCGGCUGCGGCCUCACGAUGGUCGGGCUCGGUGUGUACCUGUACUACAAGCGCCAGUGGGAGCUGGCGGUGCCACCGGUCGAACCGAUCGCCACCUGGUUCCCGGUGGCGUGCAUCUUCAUCUUCAUCAUGACCUGCACGGUCGGGUUCCUAAUCGUGCCGUGGGUGAUGAUUGGCGAGCUGUAUCCGAUGAAGGUGCGCGGGCUCAUCGGAGGCCUCACCACUUGCAUGGCGCACAGCUUCGUGUUCAUCGUCGUCAAAACGUACCCCUUCCUGACGCACGUUCUCGAACGCCACGGUACCUUCAUCCUGUACGGUUGCUUCUCCUUCGUCGGNNNNAUCUUCUUCUACCUCUGCCUGCCGGAGACCAAGGGCAAGACGCUGCAGGAAAUCGAAGACUACUUCUCGGGACGGAUCAAAACCCUGAAGAAAGCCAAGCCGGGCAAGGCCAACAACGGUGGUGGCACCGGGAUGGAAUCGGACGGCCAGCAGCUCCUCGAAGCGAAACCUCAGCUGCUGACGGUGGAGAAGAACCAGCUGCUUCCCUAGCGGAGCGGGAUCCGCAGCAGAGGCUGGUCCCAAACACACAAAGACAGAUCGUUCCUGACUUCGUUCCUCGGUGGGCCACGCUUCCCUCAGCAGCGCCCGUGCCGUUUUAGUGCUCAACACAGAGCGGAAGCGAUGUGGCGGUUUAUGUUAGGUUUUAAAUCUACAGACACUCUAAGUAUUAAAGAGAAUGUAUUGUUACUUAGACAGUAAUUUGUAAAGGGCGUGGAUCGCGGAUGUUGAAUAGUGUAGAACGUGACCCGCGCCAACGCGACGAAAACUCAACGUGUUUGAACUCCGCCAUCCGGCGGUACUUUAGAAGCAUUCUUGAUGGGAUUUACGUAGCCCCCAGACUCCUCAUUCGUACGAUUCAAUAGGAAAUACUCGCUCAUUAUGCUCACACUUCGAACGAAUAAAUUAACGAAGAACCUGCGCAAGGAUCAGAAACGAUAGAAAGUGAUAAGGAUAUGGAGAAUAUUUGUGAUCCUUCGGUGCCUUACUAACUCCCCUUUUUACGAUCCUAUGUCCAUUGAGUUCGACGAAACGAAACGCGCGUAACACAACACCAUUGUUAUUUUUUGCGAAAAUUGUAAAAUGAAAAAUGAGAGAUUGUAAAAAUGUAAGUUUUAUAUAUUGCACGAGAAAAUAAAGAAGCUUUGA